GCCAGGCCGCAGCCGCGGAAGUAUAAGUAAGCUUAAUCGCAACUCUUUUGAGAUGGUGGGAGGAAAAGAAAUUAGACUCGAUAACGCACACAUUGUCAUUCGCUACAUUCCAUCCACCAACCAGUCAUUAUGAAGUUCAUCCUUCUUCUCGCCUCCGCCGGAGCCGCUAUGGCUUUCGUCGAGUGCCGUACGCCCUCAAAUGCUGAGCUGUUCAACAACUGUCAGACUCAAGCACAGCGAGAUGGUUGCAAAGGCCAGUGCAUCAAGCACUGCUCUGACACAACUGCCAACCUGGCUGUUUGCAUCAACAAGGCAAACAAUGACUUUGACUGCGUCUGCGCAACCCAGGCUGGCAGAGGUCCCGGAUUCAACUAAGAUAAUAGAUGAGGGGUCGCAUAUCCGUAGUAGCGUGUAUCGAGCACUGUGUGCCCUGCAUUUAAGUCGAAAUAAAAUACUAGCCUUGGAAAAGCCACCUUGCUUCCCCAUAACCCAUUUUGCACUCAAGUCCAUCAUUAAAAGGACUUCAGGCGACAACCGAUUUUGGAGAGAGAUGCGUUUUCUUUGUCCCCUUGGAACUUACAUAUUCCUGAGCCUAACUCAAUAACACCAGCGUAACGCCUUCCUCUCCACAGCCCAACCCCCCUUGAAUACCCUUUAUUUCAAGUCUCUAGGCCGCGUCUUUACGUCAAAGUCGCUGCAUGCGAUCAGUGACCACUCCUCUAUAUGCG
Molecule: messenger RNA, 728 nt
Organism: Colletotrichum godetiae
Lineage: Eukaryota; Fungi; Ascomycota; Sordariomycetes; Glomerellales; Glomerellaceae
Exons: 4
Coding region: 200-604 (134 amino acids)
Source: RefSeq, a predicted model, not a curated record